Molecule: messenger RNA, 3784 nt
Organism: Habropoda laboriosa
Lineage: Eukaryota; Metazoa; Arthropoda; Insecta; Hymenoptera; Apidae
Product: cytospin-A
Exons: 14
Coding region: 208-3210 (1000 amino acids)
Biological process (GO): actin cytoskeleton organization
Cellular component (GO): filamentous actin; microtubule organizing center
Molecular function (GO): protein binding
Source: RefSeq, a predicted model, not a curated record
UAGAGUUGCUUAAUAUUCUGAAAAAUAUUGAAAACUGUAGUAUCUGGUUAUAGUGUUCAAUUAAGAGGGCAACAUUGCAAUCGAAGGUAGCUGGAAAAACAGGAAAAAUGGAUGCUCAUGACGGCAACACGGGGUCUCAGCUUCGUGAUCCAUGGCUAGAUCUACGUGGGAUGCCGCGGGCCGUAAUCACGCCAGGCUCGAAGCGGAAUGUCCGUGGGUUCGGGAGGGCGAGCACCGUUUAAACGGGCAUCAGCCACUUCUAUACCAAUCACGAAAAAGUCCACGAGAGCCCGAUCGAAGCCAGAUUCAAGGCCGCCAUCGGGCUCAGGUCGAAAACGCGACGUGGUCUCGUCACUUUUCAGUCCGAAAAGACCAGCGAGCAGAAAACUCGAGCGUCCUGUCGGACACGAGACGAAGCUAGAUCACCGACACAAAGGACAGCAAACCCAGCCGCAGCAACAGCAACAGCCGACGCAGCAGCAACAGCAGCAACAGAUCUCGCUGCGUCAGGCGUCCAGCGCCUCCUCGCUGGAGGCGAAGAACGAGAGCCAGUCGGUCGGUAACUGGGGCUCUCUUGGUAAGGAAGGGACAAAGGGACACGCGAAGGGCAAUCUCAAUCCCAAGGGACCCGGCAAGGGGUCCAGGAUGCAGGAGCUCGAGCGUGAGAUCGAGGUGUUACGCAAGGAACGAGUGAGACUUGAGUCGAAUCUACGGGAGGCAUCUUGCGACUCUCAGAAUCUCCACGAACUGCGAGCUGAACUCACUUCUCUCAAGCAGCAGCAUAGUUUGGAGCUAGAACGCCUCACUGAGGAGAACGAAACUCUUCGUGCAAGACUUAGGGACGUAGCACAUUCUCCAUUGUCGGAUUCAGAGAAGCAACAGUUACUCCUGGAUGCCUCGAGACUGCAUAAUUCAGCACCGGCGUCAAUAGCAAUCCCCCAAGAUGAAGGUUCUACACCAGUCACGAGUAUACCCCAAGAUAAUGCUCAGUGUACCACCCCAGAUUGGGACAAACACUCAUCUAGUUCUGUAUCAGAGGUUUCUGUCGCAUGUCUGCAGGAUAGAAUUUUGCAAAUGGAAGAAACGCAUUAUUCAACGAAUGAAGAGUUACAGGCAACGAUACAAGAAUUAAGCGAUCUACAAGCACAGCUUACAGAACUACAAGCUGAUAAUGAAAGGUUAACAGAGGAAAAGGAUGUGCUGCUGGAGUCACUGUGUAGACAGACAGAGAAGCUUGAAGAUUCACGUUCCAAGGUGGAUACUUUACAGGGUUUGCUCUUAAGGGAAGAACAGCCUCAGGAAUCUUCCAAAGGCUACAACACAGAGCGUGAGCAAAAACUAGUAGACCUUCUGAAAAGUGCGCAAGAGGAACGAGAAUCGUUACUACAGAAACAAGAGGAACUGACAUCUGAAGUGAAGACUCUUCGAGCAGCAGCUGAAGCCAGUGCAGCUGAGACAGAACGCUUAACAAAAUGCGUACACUUGCUAGAAUCCUCGGAGGAGACAGCGAACCUUGAGAGGAAGCAACUGGACAUGGAAUUGGCUGAAGCUAGGCAGGAAGGAGCGAAUCGAACCAUAGAAAUAAGCAGGUUAGCCACGUUAUUGGAUAAUGCCAGAGCUAAAAUCGAAGAACUGGAACAAUCAAGGCAGGUGGAGAAUAAGAGUGAGGCUGAUGAACUAUUAGAUGCAGCCAGAAGAGAGAAGGAUACUCUGGAAACGCAAGCGGCAGCCCUGCAGGAGCAAUUGGCACGUUCGCAUUGCGACCACGACCGCCUUAAAGAUCAAUAUUCACAGCUUCAAGAGGAAUACAAAGUAGCGCGCAAUAAUGCCAAGUCAGCCAUUGACGACCUGGAGUAUAGGUUAAAUCAGCUGAAGGACGAGAGGUUAUCCAUGAGCACGGAGCUGCAGCUUGUCAGAGACUCUCUGGCAGAGCUGCAAGCACAAUGUCAGAGGCAUUUAGAGGACAAGAGGGAGCUAAAGGCUGCUUUAAAUGAAGCUCAGCGCAGAGAACGCGAGGCUCAGUCACGUCAAUUCGAAUUAGAACGCGCUCUUGCCGAAGAAAAAAAAUUGAGGCAGGAGGAGGUGGCAGAAUGGGAACAGUUCCAAACGGAUCUCCUGAUGACCGUACGAGUGGCAAAUGAUUUCAAGACAGAGGCUCAAAGUGAGCUAGAGAGAGUUGUGAUGGAGAACAAGGCACAGAGGGAUAAAUUAAGAGCUCUGGAGGCGCAGCUUGACAAACUGAAUAAAGGUCAGAAUGGUAGUGAAUCAACAGCGAAGGAUAAAUCUCUGGUAGGGAGGACAUCGUCGUUGAGAGAGAAAUUUGAGACAAUCGUAGAAGAUGUGGAACUGAGAUCAGGACGUCAAAUAGCUAACCAAAAGGUACAACAACCACAGCAGAGGUCAUCUAGCACGCCCACGGAAACUCAACAGUGCGUGUUGACCAGCGUUCAACAAGAAAUCGCAGCUCGUCGUAAAGCCAACAUUUCCCGCCAAGAUUCGAGGCUUUCCGUGAAAUGUUUAAUAGAGAGUAUUGAGAAUGCUACAAAACAAGCAAAAGCGGGUCCUGGAAGUCGUAGCAGUUCUACGUCAUCUCUCAAUUCCAUCGGCACGAACGACAUAAUGACACUAAAAGCUCCACUGAGAGAUCAACAGCAGAUAAAUAACCUAAUCUGCACGGCGAACACAACGAACAAUAAUAAAACUCAAGCCGCAAUCACGAGAAAACCUUUAUCAGAAACAAAGUCAACAGUGCCGGUUGUGUUGAGCCCUGGAGAGCUGCUGGACUCAGCCGCGCUGAACGCCAAAGCGAUCGACUUCGUGCGCCGCAACAGCGUCACAGAUUUAUCAGAAAGGAAAGAUCCUCUGUGCGGAUUAAUUAAAAAUGGCGGCUCAAAACGGAAUGCGUUGCUCAAGUGGUGUCAAAACAAGACGCUUGGCUACCGGAAUAUUGACAUCACGAAUUUCAGUAGCUCGUGGAACGAUGGUCUGGCGCUCUGUGCUAUCCUUCAUUCCUAUUUGCCACACAAGGUACCAUACGACACGUUGACGCCGGUGGAGAAACGGCGAAACUUUUCCAUUGCGUUUUCCGCCGCUGAGAGCGUCGGGAUACCUACUACAUUGAAUAUAGGUGAAAUGUGUCAAUUGGAGCGACCUGAUUGGCAACAAGUCAUGACGUACGUGACUAGUAUUUACAAACACUUCGAGACGUAAAUUUCGGUACAUUAUCGCCUCGAGGCAGGUUCUCCCUCUCCAUCCACCAUUGAGAAUGUAGAUCAAGGAACAAGAUCAUCUAGUCAACCGAAGAAAAGAAAAAUUCUACAGGGGCGAAGGGAAAACUUGGUUUUCCCAAGGACUCUUCUUUUUUUUUCUCUUGUUUUUCUUUUUUCUGGAUUUCCAAGGAUCGCUGGAUUUUAUAGCACUGCCUACCUACUCUAAUACUACUACCGCCUAUAUUACACUUAUCUAUAUACACGUGAUAAUCGCGAGUGAAAUUCGACGGGACAUAACCUAACACCAAAUGGAAUUGCUUUUUUUUACUAUGAGACUGAAUUUAAAUAUACAUUGCAUAUAUUAUAUAUAUGUGUUAAGAACCGGAGCAAAGAAAUAGAGGCAGGGAUAUAUAUUAAAGAAAAGAAAGAAAGAGGUAUACCUCUGCAAGGAGAAAGAGAGAGAAAAGAAUGCUUUAUACCGAGUCCACUUUGUCUACCGUGAAAGUAUAUAUAAUAUUGUAUGUUUUCAGUGCCUCUUUGGCAAAGCCAACGUGUUAUUAUAAUUACAUACAUGC